This is a messenger RNA of Ruditapes philippinarum (Manila clam), 2511 nucleotides long. Its product is annotated as ganglioside-induced differentiation-associated protein 1-like. NCBI's taxonomy places the organism in Eukaryota, Metazoa, Mollusca, Bivalvia, Venerida, Veneridae. Gene Ontology annotation, cellular component: mitochondrial outer membrane. Gene Ontology annotation, biological process: mitochondrial fission; mitochondrial fusion. The record is from RefSeq and is a predicted model, not a curated record. The coding region runs from base 91 to 1056 and encodes 321 amino acids. The transcript has 5 exons.
GGUAAUGGAAUAAUCCAAUAAUUACAUGUACAUUAUUUUUGACAGCGGCAGAGGACUUGAAACAUCUGGCUUGUUUUUUAAAAUCUGGACAUGUCAAAGCCACAAAUCGACGAAUUCCUCUUAUUUUAUUUCCCAACAUCAUUUUCAUCCCAAAAGGUACUGUUUGCAUUAUUUGAAAAAGAAGUAACCUUCAAGCCGCUGUAUGUGAGUUUGUUUUCUGGUCAACAUAAUGAGCCGUGGUAUAUGAGGUUAAACCCUGAUGGAAGCCAUAUACCCGUAUUGAAACAUGGGAACAAGGUUAUAGUGGAACCAGCGGCAAUAAUUGACUACAUUAGUAAAUGUACAGAAAAUGCUGGUCAUCAAUUGGUGCCAAGCCUUGAGUCACAGCUAGGGAGAAAUGUGCAGGAAUUUCGAGAGAUGAUUGACAGUGUCCCUGCAGAUAUAUUGACAUAUGGAGUAAUAUAUCAUCCCCAACUGUCAAACUCGGGUUGUAAAAUACCCAGUGCAACACAGCUUAGUAUGCAGGAAAAUUUUGCGAAGAGAAUGAGUAUGUUAACGGAACUAGCAACAAAACAUCCUGACCUACGAGACAGCUACUUGACGAAAAGCCAGACUACGGCCCAUAAAUUUGACAUCAUUACAGAAGAGGCCCAAGUUGCUGCCCAGCUUGACAGUUUAGAACCUGUUUUUAUGACUAUUGAAAAUCAACUGAAGAAAAUCAAAGAAGAGGGUGCCGAUUAUUCGGAUGAGUUAUGGUUGUUCGGACCGAUGUUUACUGCUGCAGAUAUUAGUCUUUCAGUAUUACUAAAUCGUCUUUAUUUACUCGGACUUGAUGGGCGAUAUUUUUCAACGUCAAAAUGCCCGUGCAUUCAUCAGUAUUAUUGGCAGGUGAAAAAGAGACCAGCGUUUCAACGAAUAGAAAAAGAGAUUGCGAAUCUUAAAAUGACAAUGUUGUGGGACAGUGUGAAGACUGCCUCGCCAUAUAUUGCAGGGGCAGUAACUCUUGGAGCUGCUGUAGGGACCGGUUAUUAUAUAUAUAAGAAAUUAGAUAGCUGAGCCUUGUUUUACGGUAUAUAUAUCACAAAUGUAAUAGUUCUAUAUAAAUUUGUUACGCAAUAUGUAGAGUAAUUUAUACCAUUCACAAGCCAUUCCCUUUAUCGUGUUAAGUGUAGUGUUUGAAACGUUUUAACGUUUAAGAUAAAAAUGGAUAAAAAUCUUCAAGUUGACACAAAGUGAAUCUCACUCUUUUUCAGAAAACAAAAAAAGUAUUAUUCUACUGCUUUUCUUUCUUUUAUUUAUAAAAUCAAUGCAUUUAAUAACCUGGCCUGCCUGGUUCAAUUCAUUCACAAUAUUGCUAUGAUAUAAUGAUAUUACUCAUGUAUAACUGUUAUGUACAUGUACAGCAUUUUGAUUAUAAUUUUACUCUAUUCAUAUUGUCCAUCUAGCUCAUUUAGCGCAGUAGGUUAUAUGUAAGGUGUAUGAUACAUGUAAACUUGAUUAGUUUGAAAGUAGUUAUGAACAUAUAGAAUGGAUUGUGAGUUUUAAACUCUAAAAACUUUAAUAAACCACUGUAGACUCCACUCCAACUUCUACUCAAAUAAUGCAUUCAGGGGCACUCCGCCAUAUUGGAGUUAUAUGAAAAAACAUAGCCGUGACUCUAGUAGGACAUAAAUUCUUUCAUUAAGAAACAGAAUUGAUAACUGCCACUUACCUUAAAGUUAUUUGGUUUAAGAUUAUAAAACAUAAAAUUAGAUAGAAAUAACAUAUCUUAAUGAUAUUUACAUGUUCAAAUUUAACUUUAGAUAAAUAAAUCAUAUUUUUGUUGAUAUUUACAUGUUAAUUUGAUUUGAAAGAUAAAGUAGUAUGUAUAUAUAUGUAUUUUAAUGAUAUUAGAUUUAAAUAAUAGAUUUUUAUUGAUAUUUUAUACUUAUUUGAUAUUAUAACACCAAGAUCUGUUAAGCAGCACAUAAUUCAAAUACAACUUUUUAAAUUUUUGAAGGGGCGUCCUUGUGCGAGUGGUUAUGGUUGUGAACUUCAAACCACUUACCGCUGUGGGUUUAUAUCAGUUCUACUGGGUGCGCCUAUAAUAAUUGCACAGAGAGGCACCUGAGGUUUUCCUCCACCAGUAAAGCUUGAAAGUCGGCAUGUGACCUGUGUUUGUGCAACGAAUAAAGAAAACAAAAAUAUAUAUUGAAAUUAUAGUUUUUUAUAGAUUUUUGAGUUUUUGAGGGUUUUAUUUGCAGGAAAAUGUUGAUUUGUUUUAUAAAGAGUGGCUGAAAAUUUCAAUAUUUUCAAAUGAUAAAAUAUAGUUAGUGCAUUUUUAUAACAUUAAGAUUCAAUGUUUAUUUAUAUUUCUUUAUACAUGUGACAUGUAUUUGUAUUACUAUGUAUUUAAACUUUUUAUUAAACAAAUGUCAAUACGUUUUGUUAUAAAAAGAGGUAAUUGUAUAUUUUAUUGGAAUGAAUUUUGAAAUGACUUAAUUUUAAGGUUGUUAUAACUUUAUAAUAAGG